Messenger RNA from Diaporthe citri, 753 nucleotides. RefSeq lists its product as uncharacterized. The transcript has 2 exons. Bases 1 to 753 code for a protein of 250 amino acids. Lineage: Eukaryota; Fungi; Ascomycota; Sordariomycetes; Diaporthales; Diaporthaceae. The record is from RefSeq and is a predicted model, not a curated record.
AUGCAUCACCACGUCGCGAGUUACGCCGCUUUGGCUGCUUCCCUGGUGAAUCUUGCCCAGGCGGUCGAUGUCACUGUGCCAAUCACCAUUGCCGCCGAAACGAGCUUCCAAGUGACCGCCAAGGACCUCGACAGCAACGACAAGUACCGUGUAUACUUGGCGGCAGCCCUCGGAGGCGAAACUGGACCAACUUGCUGGCUCACCAACUCUACCACACUCUCUACCACCAGCAACUUCACCAUCCCGGCAGAAGUCGGCCCCUCGGCAACCUACUACUCGAUCGGAGUUGGCGAGGUCGACGGCGACGAGGACGACAUAGACUACAGCAACAAGUUCACCUUCACCGGCGGCACUGGCAACUACACCAAGUACGAGACGGACCUCAAGGGGUCUCCCUUCUGGGAUGCAAACAACCUGCCCUGCACCGCAUAUGCGUGCGCCAGGGAGUGCGUCGACGCGAGCUACCCGGACGACCUGACCGAUUCCAAGGCCUAUAAUACCAUGAAGGAAUGCGUCAACAAGUGCCCCGGCGUGACCCAGACGUCGCAGACGGAGCCGGCCGUGACCACCUCUGCUUCCGCCAGCACCGGCACCUCCACUUCCUCGUCUUCUUCUUCUUCCUCCACCGGUGCCUCGGACGAUGGGAGUGAUUCCGAUGACGGCGAUGAGAAUGGAGCGUCUGCUGCAGCUGUGCAGCAGAUCAUGGUUGUGGGCAUGGCCAGUGUUGCCGGGUUCGCUAUCUUGUUCCUGUGA